AUGGAGAACACUAAGCCUUCAGAUGCACAAAGUUUGAAUCAAUCACCUUCAAACGAUAAUGAAGAAAAAGAGGGUGAUUUCCUAAAAGUCGUGAAGAAUUUAAAUUACGAUGAUUUCAAAAAUAUUGCUAAAAUGCCAUGCGCCCGUCAAAGUUUCUUGUAUGGGAUUGGUGGUGGAACGACGGUUGGUUUUCUGAGGUUCAUACAAAAAGGCAAGUUUCGUAAAAUCAUCGAUAAUACUGGAGACGAGAGAGUCGAACAAAAUAAACGAAAUUUUUAUGAUUAUAAUGUAGGUAAUGUUUUCUCGGCUACGAAUUGGGCUGUCGGAUCAUUCUGUUUAAUCUCAGUAGGAAUAUGGGAGUACUGUCAUUUUAGACGCGUAAAUCAACGCCAAAAAAUAAAGGCGAUAACUCAAAAACUGAACGAAUUAAGCAGGAAGAAAGCUCUAGAAAAAGCUUCGGAAAAUAUUAACAAUGAUUCAAAGAGCUGA
Acaulospora morrowiae is the source of this 489-nucleotide messenger RNA. NCBI's taxonomy places the organism in Eukaryota, Fungi, Glomeromycota, Glomeromycetes, Diversisporales, Acaulosporaceae. The record is from the annotation of a GenBank genome assembly.